Messenger RNA from Epinephelus fuscoguttatus (brown-marbled grouper), 1018 nucleotides. RefSeq lists its product as uncharacterized. The transcript has 4 exons. The record is from RefSeq and is a predicted model, not a curated record. The coding region runs from base 144 to 554 and encodes 136 amino acids. Lineage: Eukaryota; Metazoa; Chordata; Actinopteri; Perciformes; Serranidae.
AUUUGUCCUUUCCCUGAGCAGCCCUGCGUUGCAUUCCUGAUUGCUUACAUCUACUCCUGUGUGGACUUUCUGCAUCUUUCCCUCAGCAGGAAAGUUAUCGAACAUUACGGAUUAAUAGAGACGCUGAAGGAAUAGUGGUCGAGAUGUUGGUCACCAUGCUUACAGCCAUGUACGUGAUGGUCCGAGUCGUAGAAUCGAUAGGGGUGCGGUUUGCACGUCAACAGGACCCUUUGCCUUACAUGGUGUCCCAGCCUUUGCCUUGGCAGGUUCACUCAGUGUCACACAGUCGGAGGAGCAGCAAAGCAGAUGAGUUUGAUGGCCUCAGGAGGAACAGCAUAGGUGUUUACAGGAAGAACUUUGUCUCCACGGCUAUUGCCUCAGCCUCUCUGGCUAUCCCUUGUGUCCUGUCGUGCUCAGACUCCAAUGCCAGCAAUGGGACAUGCACCAUGCCCGCUGUUCCUCCACUAAGCCCUGUUGAAGUUGAGAAGGCUGCCGCCACUAUCCAGACCCAUUUUAGGAAGUUUCAACAGAAGAAACACAAGAACGGCAAGUAGCUGGACAAAUAGGGGUGGUGAAACCGGUUCUGCAAGCUAGCAGCAGGUGGAACGUACGUGGAUUCACUAAAGAUGGAUGAACUUUGUGAUGACAUACACAAGUGCACAUAUGCACUCAAGUACAUACAAUGUACAUUGUACAUACAUUCAAACUGCAUGAUAAAUACUCCUGGAUUAGUGACACAAUAUAAACAAUAAUAUACAGCUUAGCUUACAUUUCAAACAGCUUGUAAUAAUAAUAUCUAAAAUUCUAUGUGAAUGAUACACAUUAUAAUAACUAUACAUCUGAAUGAAUGAUAGUUUUGAUGUGUUGUGGUGACAGAGUGACUGUGAGAGUGUGUGUCUGUGAGUAUGAUGUAAAUAUGUAUAACCAGUGUUUGGAGUGUAUGAAUAUGAAAAAAUAAAUACAUAUAAUCAAAUAAUUUGUCAACAUUGUGGAUUUUUCAAAAGAAAACAUGUUUAAA